This is a messenger RNA of Brassica napus (rape), 1755 nucleotides long. Its product is annotated as F-box/LRR-repeat protein 12. Gene Ontology annotation, molecular function: protein binding. Gene Ontology annotation, biological process: SCF-dependent proteasomal ubiquitin-dependent protein catabolic process. The record is from RefSeq and is a predicted model, not a curated record. Gene Ontology annotation, cellular component: SCF ubiquitin ligase complex. The transcript is spliced from 2 exons. NCBI's taxonomy places the organism in Eukaryota, Viridiplantae, Streptophyta, Magnoliopsida, Brassicales, Brassicaceae. Bases 439 to 1626 code for a protein of 395 amino acids.
GCUAUAACUACAGUACGGUGACGCAAUCGACUCGACGCAGCUUCACAUGAUCUCAAUCAAAUUUGCAUCAGCUCUCUGUGUGUGUGGCAAUUGGAUCAUGGAUUGAGCUAAGACUGUUUCAUCGAUAAAGUUUGGAUUUUUGUGUGAGUCUCUCCUUGGGUUUGCAUAUGCUUUCGAGUGUCCCCAACGUCUCUGUCUCUGUUUCUCCUCCAUCCAUUUUCUAUCCAGAUCUUCUUUCUUUUGAGUCUCAAAGUCUCGCUUUUUACGAGUCUGUCUCUCUUUUUGAGAUUGGUUGGAUCAAUGUAUUACUUUCGUUGAUCUUGUUUGAUGUUUUUCUAGUUCAAAUUGAAGUGAAGGGUACUCUGGAUUUGCUUCAUUGGAUCGAAACAGAGGUUUAUCUGACUUGAUUCUUCCUUUAGGAACUGAAGUGAAGAAGAGAUGGAGAAUGUGUCCGAGUCUGAUGAUGUUAGAACCUCCAUUAUCCACCUCCCUGAUGAUUGCCUUUCCUUUAUCUUCCAACGGCUUGAUAAUCUCGAAGACCACGAUUCAUUCGGUUUGACUUGUCAUCGCUUUCUCAACAUCCAAAACAUAAACCGCCGCUCUCUCCAGUUCCAGUGCUCAUUAUCUCUUCUCAACUCUCCAACUCUCUCUCAGACAACUCUCGCUGUGAACUCAGAUCAUCUCCAUAGGCUUCUCACUCGGUUUCAGUGGCUGGAGCAUCUUUCCCUCUCUGGCUGCACGGUGCUGAACGAUUCGAGUCUAGCCUCUCUCAGGUAUCCUGGCGCGAAACUGCAUAGUCUCCACUUAGAUUGUUGCUAUGGGGUUUCUGAUGAUGGGAUCUCCACAGUCGCUAGCUUUUGUCCUAAUCUGAGAGUGGUUAGUCUCUACCGUUGCGGUAUCAGUGACAUUGGGUUAGAAACACUAGCCAGGGCUGCUUCCUUGGCUUUAAGAUGCGUGAAUCUCUCGUAUUGUCCUCUUGUGUCUGACUUUGGAGUUAAAGCAUUGACGCAAGCGUGCGUCCAGCUCGAGUCGGUGAAGAUCUCAAACUGCAAGAGCAUAACCGGUGUUGGCUUUAUUAACUCUUCUCCAACUUUAGGCUAUGUGGAUGCCGAGUCUUGUCAGCUUGAGCCGAAAGGUGUAGCGGGGAUCAUCAGCGGCGGUGGGGUUGAGUUUCUAAACAUCUCAGGUCCAGUUUCCUACAUCGGGAAAGACGGUUUGGUUCCCAUUGGGUCUGGCGUUGCGUCGAAACUUAGAGUCUUGAACAUAAGGAUGUGCAGAACGGUUGGUGAUGAGUCCAUAAAAGCUAUAGCGAAAGGUUGUCCGUUGCUGCAAGAGUGGAACUUGGCUUUGUGUCAUGAAGUCAGGGUUGAGGGGUGGGAAGCUGUGGGGAAGUGGUGUUGUAGCUUGAAGAGACUCCAUGUGAACCGUUGUAGGAACUUGUGUGAUCAAGGGCUGCUUGGGAUCAGAAGAGGGUGCAAGAAUCUCCGGAUACUGCAUAUGAACGGGAAUGCGAGGCUGACGACUACAGCGAUUGAGAUGUUUAAGUUGCACAGAGGAGAUGUUACGCUCAGGAGUGAAGAAGUUAUGGUUAUAGGACCAGAUUGGGGACUGUAUACACGAGGAUGAAGCAUCAGUUUAGACCAAUGUGUUCUAGAAUAGGCUUCAAUGUUGUAAUAAAGAAUAAUAUUAUUAUGAAUACCACCAGAUAUGUCUUUAUACAACUUCACUUUCCAUUUUAUUGAGUUUUGACAUCUA